Molecule: messenger RNA, 1235 nt
Organism: Mytilinidion resinicola
Lineage: Eukaryota; Fungi; Ascomycota; Dothideomycetes; Mytilinidiales; Mytilinidiaceae
Exons: 3
Coding region: 188-805 (205 amino acids)
Source: RefSeq, a predicted model, not a curated record
GCCUUCCUCUCCACAUCAACCACCCAAAGCUGCCCUGCAAAGACAACUACAACAUACCAAUAGCAAACUAUCUUACCCGACGGUCUGCCCGCCUGCGCAACCUCAACAAUUCGAGAGGACGUCGAUCAGCUGAAUCGCCGGAAGGCGCCAUCUCCACAUUCCUCGAACUGCUUCACAACCGAUCAACAUGCGGAAUGUUCUGGUCUCCGUCUUUCUCCUCUUCAUCGCGGCAGCUUGCGCCUCACCGAGCAACUUGGCAGCCUUCAUCGAAGCAUCGUUCCUAGAAGAAACAUCACCACUAGAGAGCAACGAUACAAUUCCGGCAAAUGAACUCUUCCGGCGCGAUGGUGGAUGUGCGAGCGGAUACAAUGCCUGCGCGGGCAUAGGCGCACCCGGAUUAUGCUGCGGUUCCAACAGUGUUUGUUCCGCUGAUGCUGCCGGUCACGUCGCCUGCUGUCCUACGAAUGCUGCCUGCACUGGGACAAUUGGCGGCGGAGGAGUGCAAGCCUCAGCAACUGCCUCAACAACAACUACGACAACUACCGAGUCCUUCGUCUUCGCGACAACGACCACCGGCGGCGGCUUCGUCGUCGGCACCGCCGCGGCAACCGCGCAAGGUGUCCGCUCUACGCCGCUUGCUCUUCAGCUUAUUCGAGCUGCCAAACUGACGCCGCGAGCUGCACUGCGGCGCUCGUGGGAGGUAUACACGGCGUUACGGUCUCUGCGCCCAAUGGCGGCGUUACCGUUGCAGCAAUUACAGGCACCUUGGAUUCAGCAUCAGCUAGCCAGGUUUGCCAGAGCUUGAGCUCGCAGGCUUGCUAUGGACUGCAGGAGGCGGCUUGUGGGAACUUCGACAACGGCAAGGGGAAUAACGCUAGGAGGAAUGGGUGUGGGAACAUAUAUGGGAUGGCUGCAGUGGUGGCAAUUGGUGUGGCAGGCGAGAUGCUGCGAUGACAGGAGUGAGAGCAGGGAUGCUACGUUCUAUGUUGAAUAUGCUUCUUGUAUAAAAAGAGCCGGCGAGCUACUUGUGGUUUGAUGCUGGUUUGAUUGCAUGACACCGGCGUUUAUGGACUGGCUGCCGGUAUUGGUGGAUUAAUGACUGGAAGAGCGAAGCUUUCAUUUAGUCAAGCUUGCUUACCUUUUAUGAGAGUCUCUAUUCCGUCUGAAUCAAAACGUUCCUCCUAUAUCUGUGUACAACCCUGUCCAAGAAAGCCUAUGAAACCUGUUAGUACUUG